Molecule: messenger RNA, 656 nt
Organism: Strongylus vulgaris
Lineage: Eukaryota; Metazoa; Nematoda; Chromadorea; Rhabditida; Strongylidae
Source: the annotation of a GenBank genome assembly
AUGAUCGCCGAUAGGUUCCAAGUGGCCGGGGAAGAGGUCGUCUACACCUGCGACAAGAAACCCCAUGAGCUGGGAAUUGUUACAAGGAAUUACUCGUUCGCGAAUGAUGACAAUGAGGAAGUCGACAGAAGUGGUCUGCUUUCGUCAAAAAUGAGUUUGAAUGUGUCUGUGAUACGAAAGAUCGGCUCACACUCGCCAAAUGCCAGCCCUUGGUUUCCAAAGAAGGUUGUCGUACUGACUGAUAAACGUCGCAUCGAAACCAUGGCCUGGGCUCAUAGUUCAGGCAAGUUAUUUUGUGAAGCUCCUUAUGCAGAUUUGAUUCAGCAAACUAAAGUAUCAAACGACUCUUCUACAAUUGAUGAUCUUGACAUUGCCCCUUGCACCUCCUCACAGGACUCCGAUCCGUCUCUGUCUUCCAUCAAUGCCUCCUCGUGGUACACCUCUCAUAGUUCCUCUGUGCCUCCGUCUGACUCCACUGAACCGUUUCAGAUGAGCGCAAUUAAUAUUGAGGGUGAAAUCGACGAUAAUUCAUUGUGCAGGCCUGGGCAGUCUUUACCGUCUGGUGACCAAGCAGACAAUGAAAAGGUUAGGUAUUGGAUGGCGACUUUUAAAAAAUGUCACUGCGUCUCUACACCGUAUUCGAACAUCCUCUAAUU